AGAAUCUUCUUGUCUCUAUUAAACUUCCUCAAUUCUCAGUAAUAUCUUCUUCUUCUUCUUCUUCUCCUUUGAGGCAUUUAUACAAGCAGAUUCUUUGUAUUGUAAAAUUCUAAGCUUUAGAUGUUUUAAAGAGAUAUGCAAUCGUCAAAGAGUUCUUCAGUUGGAAGCAAUGAGGAAUUUGCAGAAGUUCUUCGAUCAUCAUGGAUUCGUCGAUUACAUUUGAAACCCACCACAUCUUCAAUUUUGAAAACCAAAGAAAACCCACCUUCAAUAACACCAAAAAUUCCUGUAAAUUCUCCUCCAUCUGAUAACCAAACCACCAUUUCAACUGAUGAAUCUCGUACCCCAAGUACCAUUUUCGAUGCCCCAGUAACUCCUUUACCACAACCGGAUAAACCUAGUUCGAAAUUGGAUACGAUUAAGUGUUCAUUUCCUGGUUUUGGCCCUUUUCAAUUGAAAAACAGAGCAUCUGAUUCUAAUAAAGUUCAAGUUUUGAGAGAAGAUGAUGAUCAUUUGGUUGACAAUUUCCCAGAAAAUAUGAACAGUAAGAAAAUGAGUUUAGUGAAUGAUCGUCGCGAAACUCCUUUGUCCCCGUUCUUUCGAUAUUGGCCUGAUUCAAAGAAGAAUAGUACACCUACAGAAGAGCAAACCAAGUUUGCAGAAUUUGGUACUAGUCCUAAUACUAGCAGUAUUAGCCAUCCCAUGUGUGCGCCAUCUCUGGAAGCUCUUGCCGGUGGUGGAUCUCAGAAUAGGCGAGAUGAAGGAUGUUUGGCUAUCACUGGAGUUUCUAACGACAACAAGUAUUGCUUGAGAAUUGGAGGUAUCAAUUGCCAUGAGAAUUGUGAUAAUGGUGGUGCUAGUAGAAUCCUCAGGGAUCAUCAGCAAAGUGUCGUACUAAGCCAACUCGAAAGGAAUGUUUCUACAAACCGAAAUGAGACUGGAAAAUCUUCUUUCUGGAACAUGAACAGAUUUCGGAAAGCCGAACUGCUAUUAUCCAUGUUACAUCCCUGCAGAAGCAAUAGUAAAAGAAAAACGCCCAACUCCUUUGAUGAGUUGGCAUGCGUGAAAUUCAGGAAGUUGGGUCAUGAAGACCAGUAGUGUAUCAAGGUUGGGAAAAGAUCAAAGAUGAUGUGACAAUUUAGCAUUACAUUAUAUAUUCAAUGUCAAAAUCGUUAUCUUCCUACUGUGCAUAUCCAUGUUGCUUAAAUUUUCAGAAGUGUUGCAAUAAUGUUGCAUCUUGAAUAAUUUUGGUAUAAAGGGCCACAAGGGUUCUCCAUUGGUUUGCCUAUUUUCGCCCACUCCAGUAAAUGGUCAAUUUCUACUUGAUGUUGUA
Papaver somniferum (opium poppy) is the source of this 1333-nucleotide messenger RNA. RefSeq lists its product as uncharacterized. NCBI's taxonomy places the organism in Eukaryota, Viridiplantae, Streptophyta, Magnoliopsida, Ranunculales, Papaveraceae. The transcript has 3 exons. Bases 136 to 1098 code for a protein of 320 amino acids. The record is from RefSeq and is a predicted model, not a curated record.